Paramecium tetraurelia is the source of this 264-nucleotide messenger RNA. RefSeq lists its product as uncharacterized. The transcript has a single exon. The record is from RefSeq and is a predicted model, not a curated record. Lineage: Eukaryota; Ciliophora; Oligohymenophorea; Peniculida; Parameciidae. Gene Ontology annotation, molecular function: protein binding.
AUGAACAGAUUUGAAGAAGCUUUAGAAAAUUCUAAUUUAGCAAUAGAAAAAAAUCCAGAAGUUAAUUUAUAUUUUUCUGUAAAAGGUUUAAUUAUAAUGGAUGAUAUUUUAGCUUUUAUUUUACUAAAAAUGAACAGAUUUGAAGAAGCUUUGGAUAAUUGUGAUUUAGCAUUAUUCAGAAAUCCAAUAGAUUUUGGAUCUUGUUUUCUAAAAGGUACAAUUAAAAUCGACGAUAUUUUUUAGAUUUUACUCUAAUAAAAAUGA